Molecule: messenger RNA, 2833 nt
Organism: Diorhabda carinulata
Lineage: Eukaryota; Metazoa; Arthropoda; Insecta; Coleoptera; Chrysomelidae
Exons: 4
Coding region: 263-745 (160 amino acids)
Biological process (GO): regulation of cell projection organization
Cellular component (GO): ciliary basal body
Molecular function (GO): cytoskeletal protein binding
Source: RefSeq, a predicted model, not a curated record
UAUUUAUUGCGAGCAGACAACUUGUCCUUUUAAAUAUAAAGUCGGUCCUGGCUCGUUUUUUACUCGAUAUAGAUACUUGGGGUGAAUAAAUUGGAAUGAUUGUACCUUGCUCCAAUAUUAGUUUGAAUCGUGCAUUUUUCCAAAUUUAACCUUGUCUAUGAAAAACUCACGAUUUCAUCAAUAAUAUUAAUAUAGUCACGAAUUUUCUCAUACAUAUUUUGAUACACGUAAAGUGAGUUUAUGAAACAUAUUUCGUUGUGUGAUGUUUUCAGAAACUGUAUCUUCUAACGAAUUUGAAUAUAUUGUGGAAGUAAAAAAAGAAGAAAGAAUAUGCUUUGGUUCUACCAUAAAUAGAAGUACAGGUCCAAUCGGAAAGGGAUUGUCACCAUACCAAAAAAGAAUGGUUAACGAAAUUAAUACUAAAACAGGUCCUGGUUAUUACAAAACAGAAGCUUUCAGAUCAGCGCUACACCCUCUAUUAACAAAGAUUUGCAGUAAAAAAGGCACUGUUCCCCUAUGCAGCAAAGUUCCUAGAUUUAAAGAAAAAGUCUGCUUUCAGAUUCCCUCACCUGGACGUUAUAAUACUUGUCAUUUCGUAGCAAAAUUCAAACAAAAUGCAGUCCCAUUUUGUACAAACAGUAAGAUUGGAGAAAAAUGGCUCAACUGCAAUCCCGGAAAAUUAGAAAUUGUUCCUUUAUGCACCAACAUCAAAAAUCCGAUGCUGCAAUUCAUAUUUUACCCAUGAAAACAGUGAGGAAAAAAAUUCGAAUAGAGGAUUAUCUGAAUUUAUAUAUGUGAAAAAUAAAAAUACGUUUAAGUUCAACUUUUAUAGUAAAUAUUUAGGUGGUAUUGCAAUGCAUUCAAUCAGGUAAUAGAGUUGUCACUUCAAAAUAAUGGAAAAUAUCGCAUCGUAUAUGAAAACUAAGUUUUCCAGCACCACAUAGUCGUAGCUUAAUACCUUAGGAAGUGGAAUCGUUAAAAAGAAAAUUUUCUCCAUUUUCAGGUCCCUUCUAAAUGCCAAAAAAUACAAAAAUAUGAACUCUUCCUAUAUACAAAUUCCAAAUGAUUUGUCUUUUGGAGGGUUAAAAUUCGUUUCAAAUUAGUCCAGUUUUCUUUAGUGAGGUGACAUUGAAAUCUACUGAAAUAAGAUACUGAAAAACAAAUUGUCAGGCCUAGUUGUCACCGUCAAGUAGGUCAAAUCCCCAAUAAGUUCACGAUAAAGUUUUCUCUUAAUUUUAAAUUUAAUUUAAUUAAUUUAAUUUUAAAUUAGUUUCAAUGGGAGUGGAAUUUGGUUUACAAUCACUCAUAUUGAAUUUAAUUAAUAGUUUUUCGAUAAAACUAUAGUUUCAUUAUAUGAUUUAAUGUUAAUUCCUAUUUCCCCCAUAUUUUUCAUUUCAAAUAGUUUUGCUAAGGAUAUAUUUCAAUAUAUUUCAAAUCAUUUCCAAUAAGAAAGAAAUCAUCUACAUAGAGUAACAUAAAAUUGAGACUGUAUUUGCAUUACUCGGAGAAUAAGCAUUUAUAUUUAUUAUUAUAUAUUCUGAAUCCUUGUUGUAGGGCAGUCGUAAGAUUUUUAUACCAUUCCCUUGAUGAUUGUUUUAAACCAUAUAUAGUUGUAUGCAACUUACCCACCUUGUGUUGUUAAUCUUAUCCUGGAGGCUGUUUCAUAUAUAUAUUGUUUCUGAUAAUUUUCCAUUUAGAAAUGCAACAUUAUUCUUAAACUGUUCAAUUUUUAUACUAGGGAGUUAGUUUCUGAGUAGUCUAAACCCUUCUUCUGAGAGCAGCCUUUUGUAUCCAAUCAUGUACGAUAUCUUGUUAUAUCUCCUAACACAUGCCGUUUUUAUGAGAAAACCCAUUAACAAUUGAUAGCGUUUCUACCUGCUGGAGAUCAACAAAGUUCAUGUUUUAUUUGUUUCUAAAGCGUUUAUUUCUUUAUUCAUGGCUUUCUGCCACAUUAUCCUUUUUGGAUGACUCAACAUCUGAAAUAUCUUAUGGUAUGUUUUCCAUAAAUGUUUCUGCAUUCAGUGCAAAUAUGAGGUAUGCUUCAUUGUCUUAUGGCUCAUUUUCUACAGCAUAGUUUUUAUGCCAUGUUGGUGUUUUUGUCAUUCUUCUGAGUCUCAAAUUACAUUUGCUUACUGCAUUGUCUUCUAUUUCUUCUCUUUCAUUAAGUCCAUCAAUAUCAUCUGUUUCUGUAAUUUUCUCAUUAUCUAUGUCUAUAGCUGCUCGAUUUGUUUUGCAGUAAAACUCUUCCUCAUUGAAUAUAACGUCCCUUGAUAUGAUUACCUUUCGUUCUGUCUUUCCAUUAUGUUCUGGAGUGUAUGGUGUUGUGUAGUCUAUUUAACGUACCAUUCUUGCAAAAUUGCUUAAUAUUUCCUGAAAUAUAUUCACCUCCAUUAUCACAACGCAAUACAGAUAUCUUUAAAUUGAAUUUUCUCUGAACUAGAAUAACAUAUACUGUGAAACAUUGAUAAACCUCAUUUUUAUUUUUUAUAAUAUAAACAUAAACAAAAUCAGAGUAAUAAUCGAUAAAUGUUAAAAAAACAUUUGCCACCUUUAUGAAAAGGGGUAUUAUAGGUCCUGCAACAUCUAUAUGAACAAUUUCAAGUAUUCUUACCUGUUACGGACGAAUUAUGUCAUCUCCACCCUAUGCAACUGUAUAAGAAAAGACGAUGCCAUUGUAAAUAACUUGAUUAUGUCAUGUAAAUUAAUAUUAUAUAAAAGACCAUUUUUCUGUUGUAUAAGUAGAUCUAAAUUAUAACUGUAACGCUGUUGUACCGAAAAACAUUGUCGGGAUAGUUAAUUUGUAGUUUGACUCAGUAAAUAUAUUUUUUAAAAA